Molecule: messenger RNA, 1606 nt
Organism: Cryptomeria japonica (Japanese cedar)
Lineage: Eukaryota; Viridiplantae; Streptophyta; Pinopsida; Cupressales; Cupressaceae
Product: pectate lyase 1
Exons: 3
Coding region: 255-1373 (372 amino acids)
Molecular function (GO): pectate lyase activity
Source: RefSeq, a predicted model, not a curated record
UAAUCCAAAUCACAUACACACGUCGCCAUUGUUUUGCAGUAACUCAGCUUACAGUCACAUACCUUUGAGAUGUGUUCUUCCCUGAGAAAUAAUAGGCAACCAAAAAAAAGACAUACAAUCCCACCACAACACUCCAAUUGGGUCUCUAUAAAACCUCACAAAGAUCAUCUCACAACUUAACAAAACGCAGUCAAUCUGCUUAUAAUCAUAGCAUAGCCGUAUAGAUUAGACGUUUUACAUUCUGCUACCAAAAAAUGGCUUUCCCUUGCUUAGUUUCAGUACUGGUUUUCCUUUCUGUAAUUGGAUCUUGCUUUUCUUAUGAAAGAGACAAUCUCAUAGACAGUUGCUGGAGAGGAGAUCGAAACUGGCAGAAAAAUAGAAUGAAGCUUGCAGAUUGUGCAGUGGGCUUCGGAAGUUCCGCCAUGGGAGGCAAGGGAGGAGCUUUUUAUACCGUUACAAGCCCAAAUGAUGAUCCUGUGAAUCCUGCACCGGGAACUCUGCGCUACGGAGCAACCCGAGAAAGGCCCCUGUGGAUAAUUUUCGGUGGGAAUAUGAAUAUAAAGCUCAAAAUGCCUUUGUACAUUGCUGGGUAUAAGACUAUUGACGGCAGGGGAGCAGAAGUUCAUAUUGGCAAUGGCGGGCCCUGUCUUUUUAUGAGGAAUUCGAACCAUGUUAUUAUCCAUGGUUUGCAUGUGCACGGCUGUACAACUAGUGUUUUCGGGAAUGUUUUGAUAAGCGAGUCUUCAGGGGUUGUGCCUGUUUAUCCUCAAGAUGGAGACGCCAUUACUGUGAGGAUAUCUACAAAUAUUUGGGUCGACCAUAACACUCUCUCCAACUGCACCGACGGCCUUGUUGACGUUACCCUUGCUUCGACUGCAGUUACUAUUUCCAAUAACCACUUUUUCGACCAUGAUGAAGUGAUGUUGUUAGGGCAUAAUGAUUCCUUUCUUGAUGAUAUUGUGAUGAAAGUGACAGUUGCAUUCAACCACUUUGGACCUAAUUGCAUGCAAAGAAUGCCAAGAGCUAGAUUUGGACAUAUUCAUGUGGCUAAUAAUUAUUAUGAACCAUGGGGAAAAUAUGCAAUUGGAGGAAGUUCACAUCCAACUAUCAUAAGUGAAGGCAAUAUGUUUAUUGCACCAAACGAGUCUUAUAAAAAGGAGGUGACAAUACGUGUAGGUUGUACUUCUUCAAAUUGUGAUGCAUGGGAGUGGAGAUCAAUACACGAUGUCUUCCUUAAUGGUGCUCAUUUUAUACAAUCAGGCAAGGAAUAUACAGGUGGAGAGUCAUUCAAGGCUGAAAGUGGAAAAGAGGUUCCAACAUUGACAAGACAUGCUGGAGCACUAAAAUGUGUACCCUUCACACAUUGUUUGUGAUUUAACAUGUCAAUCUAUAUAAUAAUGUGUUACUUGUAAUAUUGCUAUUCUCGUAAUCUACCAAUAAAUCCACUUAGUUAGUCACCAAGGGAUGUUUCAUUUAGAGCACAUAGAAUCUUGAAAAAAAAGAUACCUCUAUGUAAAUAUAUUCUCAUUUUAUUACUCAUUCUUCUUCUUAAGAGAAGUUUAUCUUCUUUUCAUAUAAAUAGCAUUGUAUGCUUGGUCUAAUUCAA